CACACACACACACACACACACAUACACACACACACACACACAUACAUGCAGAGACGCGUGCUUUCUAAAUCUUGUUUGGUCUUAUGAAGUGUGUAAGAGGUGAGAGGCGAUACUGAUUUGUACAAUCAUCUCUUCCAGAAGGAGUCAGAGCCGAACAAGAGCCAUGUGGGUUGCCCUCGCCUUGCUGCUAGCCCUCUCCACUGGCGCUCUGUCUCAAGACAAACUCAACAUGUGUAUGGAUGGCAAACACCACAAAGUGAUGCCUGGCCCUGAGGGGCAACUUUACUCUCAGUGUGCUCCGUGGCGUGACAAUGCAUGUUGCACGGCCAACACCAGCGCAGAAGCCCACGAAGAUAACUCCUACCUGUACAAUUUUAAUUGGAAUCACUGUGGCGCCAUGAGCCCCGAGUGCAAGAAACAUUUCAUCCAGGACACUUGCUUCUACGAGUGCUCGCCACACUUGGGACCCUGGAUACAAGCAGUGGAUCAGAGCUGGCGUAAGGAGCGCAUCUUGGAUGUACCUGUUUGUGUAGAAGACUGCCAUGACUGGUGGGAAGACUGCAAGAAUGAUUACACCUGCAUGACUAACUGGCACAAAGGAUGGGACUGGAGCUCAGGUACCAACAAAUGCCCUGCAGGCAGUAAGUGCAGAAAAUGGACUGAAGUUUACCCCACACCCAAGUCCAUGUGUGAACAAAUCUGGUCUAAUUCCUACAUUUACACCACCUACUCCAAAACCUCAGGCCGCUGUAUGCAGCUCUGGUUCAGCGGGACUAACCCCAACAAGAAGGUAGCCGAGUACUACCUUAACAGCGCACAGCAACACCACAGCUUUGGACUGACCACACUACAUUUCCUGGCUUUUGCAUCGUUCUCUGUAAUAAUGUACUAAAAUGAUGUCACCUUGGAGAUACCAAAUGCCUCUGUUUGCUUUUUUUGUCCUCUUUUGAGUCAAUGAGUCUCUCUGGCUUGCAUUAGUUUAGUCCUUCUCCUAUUCUUUUUUCAUGUGCCUGUGCCCAUAAUGCUGUGAUUAUUCUCUACACAGACCCUGGAAAUUGUCUGCAUGGUGUGAAUAAAUGGAACCAAAUUCAACCUGCUCAACUGUCAACGCUUCUUUUUGA
This is a messenger RNA of Scatophagus argus, 1121 nucleotides long. RefSeq names its product folate receptor (gene folr). NCBI's taxonomy places the organism in Eukaryota, Metazoa, Chordata, Actinopteri, Scatophagidae. The record is from RefSeq and is a predicted model, not a curated record. Gene Ontology annotation, cellular component: external side of plasma membrane. Gene Ontology annotation, molecular function: signaling receptor activity. The transcript is spliced from 5 exons. The coding region runs from base 164 to 892 and encodes 242 amino acids.